AUGACGACGCGGUUCACCACGACCAUUGCCGACAUGCAAAGCAAGAUACCAGGCGGAAAUCUGAGCAAGGAUGAAAUAGCUUUGAAAGAGCUUGUUAAAGAAUGCAGCAGCAUCUCAGACGAGCUUCAGAACCUGCUUGCAGAGCUGAAGGCCAAGAAGCCGAAUUCAGAAUCUCUAGAGCGUCUCAACCAGUUGCUAAUAUAUGGCCAGUCUAACGAAGCUGAGAUCACGUCUCUUCGCCGGAACAUAGAUGCCCUUCGCUCUGGGCUACAGGUCAAGUUCCUCAGCCUCGACGCCCUGGAGCAGAUUCGGGAGAUGUUCAGUUUGUCAGACCGUGCGACGUUGAAGGUGCGGGGAAGUUGCAUCCUUAGUGCCUUACGGUUCGACUCGAUGGAUGAGAGAUACGAUAAUGUGGCCAAGGCCCACGAUAAGACGUUCGAGUGGAUAUUCGACUCAUCCAAUAGUGACGACGAUAGUGACGACCCUGAGGACAAUGGUCGUUCGUUUUACAGCCAUCACACCACAUCUUACAAACCAAUGGAAAAUUACGGAGCUCGUGACAACUUCGUUGACUGGAUCGAACACGGCAGCGGCAUCUCCCAUAUCUCUGGAAAGCCAGGCUCAGGAAAGUCGACCUUGAUGAAAUAUUUGUGUCAGCAGGGGGAAACCAAGCAGUAUCUCGAUAUCUGUGCUGCAGACAAGUCGCUUGUAUUUGGUAAAUUCUUCUUUUGGAAUCCCGGCACAACUCUACAGAAGAGCCUGAGGGUCACGUUUGAUUCCUCGGAUGAUAUCAUGCUCGCCUUUACAGAUCUCAUUGGCCGCGACGAGGUGUAUCGCAACCACAAGCUUGUCUUCUUCAUUGACGGCUUGGAUGAGUUUCACGGGCACCAUGCAUCACUAAUAAAGGAACUGCUGCGAUGGACUUUAGCAAGACCUACAGAUGUGAAGAUGUGCGUCUCGAGCCGAGAAUGGCCCAUUUUCGAAGAGGCAUUCAAGAGUUUCCCAAAUUUCCGCUUGCACGAGCUGGCGCGAUCUGACGUGUCACGAAUUGUGCGAGACAGGCUGAAAAAUAACGACACCUACCAGAAAUUGGCAGCUGCUGAUAAAUUAGCACGCUUUGAGUCUAAUCUUGUUGAUAGAUCGGACGGCGUAUUUUUGUGGCUCAAGCUGAUCUUGCAAAACAUUGAGGACGGGCUCCUGAGCGGAGAUAGACUGUCGCAGUUGCAGAACAAGGUCAAAACGCUUCCAACUGAGUUGAAUGACCUAUUCCAGCACCUUCUUAACUCUGUUCAUCCGUGUGAUCGAAAGGAGGCAUACUUGAUCUUGUCAGUCGCGCUUGAGUGCCCUCCCGCUUGGCCCAUCUUCCGCAUCUCCUUUUUGGAAGAGUACAUCGAGAAUCAUGAUUUUGCUCUCAGUCAAAGAUUUGAGCAGCUCAAAGAAGACCAGAUAGUGGACCGGUUGGAGCGAGCCCGGAAGAAGAUCUACGGUAAAUGCAAAGGGCUGCUCGAGAUACAGUUAGUGACGUAUCCCAAAUAUUCGCUGCCGGUCGACCAAACCCUGAGAGAGUCUGUUCAAUUCACGCACAGAUCCAUUAUUGAAUUUCUCGAAAGCGACCAGACUAAGCGAGAAUUUACUAUUGAGUUAAAAGGGCUCGAUAUUUUAGAUGCCCUUUGUCACACGUUCCUGGCGCAUAUCCAAGCUGCCACCAUGGACGAGCACUAUUAUCGAGAUCGUCACGGGGCUUCUAAUUUAGACAAUGAUUUGGCCUUCCCCUGGGGUGAUCUAAUCUACGUGCUUCCUCCUCCAAGCCUAGAUUAUGAUAUCUGCACUCUCUUAGGAGCAUAUGCUGCAAAGAACGACGCCGCAGACUCUUCGAGAUUCACAGAAUUUUUAGAUAACGUAGUCGAGGUAGCCGAGGACCUAUUCUCCACCCCAUCGCAAUUUCAGUUUGUCGACAUCAACUGGAUAAGGGGUGAUUUGAUCCACCACACGAUACAAGCCAGCUUUGCGUGUAAGAUGGGCCUCUUCAGUGCUUCGUACGGCAUAACCGACUAUGCUCUUCAGGAACACUCAAUUGGCAUAGACGGAGUACGAAAACAUAUUACACUGCCCCUGCUGGUACAGGCUGUAUGUCAGGGUGCACUAUCGAGCCAUGCAGAACGAAAUAGUAUCGCUCGAGGGCUUAAAAGGAUCGUGAAUGUCUAA
Molecule: messenger RNA, 2205 nt
Organism: Fusarium fujikuroi IMI 58289
Lineage: Eukaryota; Fungi; Ascomycota; Sordariomycetes; Hypocreales; Nectriaceae
Product: related to small s protein
Exons: 3
Coding region: 1-2205 (734 amino acids)
Source: RefSeq, a predicted model, not a curated record